UUUAUCCUUUCUCGCGUUGUUUUGAAAUGAGUGAGCAGAGUGAGUCUGUUUUGACAGUAUGUAAGAGAAUUGGUUGUAUGAAUGAAGAACAUGAUGGAUUCAAACCUCACGAGAAAACUAUUGAACUCUGGAGAGAUUGGCUACGAAAAGGCGGAUUGGAGGAAGAAUCACUUUCAAAAGGCGAAGAGCAGCUUAGAAUUUGCUACAGACAUUUUAAGCAUGGAUCGUUAGGAGUGAGUGGUUCCGGGGAGUUCAUGCUGUAUUUAACUAAUCCUGAUGUUGCCGUUCCGAAACUCUACCCAUGGGACAAAAAAGACACCGACGAUCAGAUUAUCCAGUAUGAAAUAUCCAAAAGAUUAGCAAACUCCAUGGAUGUAAAGAGAAAGCCUGCAGAGCGUCCAAAGAGAAUCCGAAAUCGGAAGAGAACGGCUCAGUUAGACAGUUCGAUAGUUCCCAAGAAAAAGAAAACAGAUUACUCCUCACAACCCCGCAAACUCCUAAACUUCAACGUUUUGCUUCAAACUGCUUCCACCAUCGAUCAAGAUGCAUUAGGAGUGCAUCGCUUGAUUCCAUUUGCGCCUGUUCCGCAUAAUCUAAACCCAGCUCUGGGAGAAGAGUCUAACCACGCAAUGUGUGAAAUAAGAGAGGCUUUAUUGAGGCACGAUUGGAAUCUGGCUUUAAAAUUACUUCCUUCCAUCUUUAUGAAAAAACAUACCCUUCAGUUUAUUUGGCGUGCCUAUUUGCAAAUAUUCUGUCAUCAUCCGAACUCUAAUCCAGAGAUGCUUCACCAAUUGCUGGGAUUGUGCUUCAAUACAAUGAGCAUUACUGGUGAUCAGCUGAAGAAAGUGUUUUGUCUACCCAAGGAUAUUGAACAUGCUGGGAAUGCUUUGUCUAGAGAAGAGAAAUUUAGAAUGUGUCCUACCGUGUACAAAAAAGCCUCUGUGAUCCACAAGCUGGAGCAAAAUAUUCCUGACGAAAAGUUGAAAAAAUAUGUAAAGUACCCAAUAAUAAAUAACGACUCGUAAAUUUUG
Molecule: messenger RNA, 1031 nt
Organism: Cloeon dipterum
Lineage: Eukaryota; Metazoa; Arthropoda; Insecta; Ephemeroptera; Baetidae
Exons: 6
Coding region: 27-1025 (332 amino acids)
Source: RefSeq, a predicted model, not a curated record